Molecule: messenger RNA, 2301 nt
Organism: Amborella trichopoda
Lineage: Eukaryota; Viridiplantae; Streptophyta; Magnoliopsida; Amborellales; Amborellaceae
Source: RefSeq, a predicted model, not a curated record
UUGUCACUCCAUUGUUCCCUUUUGUACUCUCUCUCUCUCUCUCUCUCUAAAUUUUUCUUCUUGAUGGUCCUGGAGCGACGCGAAUUCGGGUUUUUCUUUUAUUUUCUUGUCAUUUGUUUCUUUUGCAUUUUCUGAAUCCAUGUUUAUUUGGCAUUUCAUACGCUUUUUGCUCUGUUGGUUGGUAAGAAUUUUGAUUGUCCAAAAGAACCAUAUUCAGAAUACUCACAGUUUUGAGUUAUUAUCUAUUGUUAAUUGUGAUGAAAACAUAAAAAUGGAAUGUAAUGGCUACUUGCUUGAUAAGUUCUAUCAUGAUUGAAUGUUCUGUUCAUGAAGCACUAUCAUGUGGACUUAUUUUCUCUGAUUUUUCAUGUCUAGAGAUGUUCCUUUGGUGAAAAUUUUGACAUACAUGAGUCAUAUCGGUAGGCCAUAUUUUGGCACUCACUUUAGAUGCGUGAUCAUAUAUAUUUUCAGGAAGUAAUUUGGUGCGUGAUCAUAUAGAUUUUCAGGAAGUAAUUUGGUGCGUGAUCAUAUAGAUUUUCAGGAAGUAAUUUGGUGCGUGAUCAUAUAGAUUUUCAAGAAAUUUUUUUUUGGAAUCAGGACUUGAAUUUGGGAAUUUGGGAAUUUUAGGUGUUAUGUGAACCUCUGAAACUUAUUCCUUGCCACCAUAUGAAUUGUUUCUGAUGUAAAAUUUAUUUCCUUUGUUUUGUUUUUCUACAUUAAACGCUUAGUUGUUUGUUCCAUAGAAAGAUUGUUUACCAUUGGGGUUUAUUUUAAAAUUACAGAGUACUAACUCUCAAUGGUUUUCAAAUCUUAAUUGAUGUUUUUAUGCUACCUUCUCUUAUGUGAUCACUGACUAGAGAUUGGCAUUGAGGUAGCUAUGGCUGAAGAGGAUCCCAUCUUAUUACUUCCUAAAGAAUGCAAGAGGUGAUGAUACCUGUCCAUGAAUUGGAGACGAAAAAAUGGGUGGCAAUAAUUUGGAACCAGGACCAUGAUACCUGUUUAUGAAAUGGAUAGGAAAAGAACAGGUGUCGAUGAUUUUGAACCGGGACCAAUUCCCUCUCCUCGGCCAGUGGACAGGUUUGGGUUUGUGAAGCAGGACCAGAACAACUCUUCAGAAGGGUUAACCAAGAGUAAGCCCUUGAUUGACAAGGAGAGUUUCUCAGGGAGGAAAGGAGGGCGCGGAAAUGGAGGAAAAUGAUUGGGAUUGGUGGAAGUGAUUGGAAACACUAUGUCAGAAGGAAACCUCUUGUAGUCAAGAGGCGUAUAAGAAAGGGAAUCCCUGAUUGCUUAAGAGGUCUUGUGUGGCAAUUGAUAUCUGGAAGUCGGGAUCUUUUACUAAUGAACGCUGGUGUUUACGAGCAACUGGUCAUCUAUGAAACAUCAGCAUCAGAGCUUGAUAUAAUACGAGAUAUAUCCCGCACCUUCCCAUCGCACGUUUUCUUUCAGCAAAGACAUGGGCCAGGUCAAAGAUCCCUGUACAAUGUAUUGAAAGCAUACUCCGUGUAUGAUAGAAAUGUUGGGUACGUCCAGGGAAUGGGGUUUUUGGCAGGUUUAUUACUUCUUUAUAUGAGUGAAGAAGAUGCUUUUUGGCUGUUGGUUGCUUUGCUGAAAGGAGCAGUUCAUGCGCCAAUGGAGGGUUUAUACUUGGUGGGUUUGCCACUUGUACAGCAAUACCUUUCUCAGUUUGAGCAAUUGGUGAAGGAGCAAUUGCCAAAACUGGGACAACAUUUUAUGCAAGAAAUGAUCAACCCAAGCAUGUAUGCAAGCCAGUGGUUUAUAACUGUAUUCACAUAUUCAUUCCCUUUCCCUUUGGCUCUUCGAAUAUGGGAUGUUUUCCUUUUUGAGGGUGUUAAAAUUGUUUUCAAAGUAGGACUAGCUUUGUUGAGAUACUGCGAGAAUGAAUUGGUCAAGUUACCUUUUGAAAAACUUAUAAAUGCUUUGCGUUACUUCCCUCAAGAUGCAUUAAAUCCAGAUGUCCUACUGCCAUUGGCCUACUCUAUCAAGGUAUCAAAGCGCUUGGAGGUGCUUACAAUUGAAUAUGGCAAACGAAAUGGGGAAUUAUCGCAACCAACAGAGUCAAGGAACGAGCAAGUUGAGGUCACCAAGCAGUCGAGAAAGUGAUCAAGCAGGCCUUGAUCAUGUUGCAUGAAAGAUAUCUGCUUGUUAUUCCAGCAAAAGAAUUAAAAAUUGUAAAAAGAAAAGAAUGGAAGAAACAUAAAUUAAUCGCACAUACAAACAUUGGAGUGGAAACUGUAUGUGAUUCUUUUAUUCGUUGUUAAUAAGUUGCCUUUCCUUUGAUAA